Bubalus bubalis (water buffalo) is the source of this 1446-nucleotide messenger RNA. It is a transcript of the gene VSIG8, whose product is annotated as V-set and immunoglobulin domain containing 8. The record is from RefSeq and is a predicted model, not a curated record. Bases 181 to 1446 code for a protein of 421 amino acids. Gene Ontology annotation, cellular component: intracellular anatomical structure. The transcript is spliced from 7 exons. Lineage: Eukaryota; Metazoa; Chordata; Mammalia; Artiodactyla; Bovidae.
GAAAUAACUCCGGCUGCUGCCCAGCAGGGCACUUGCUGCACCUUCCUGCCACCCCCGGGCAGCGUCUGGGCCCUCCGCUCCCCUUCCCUCCACCUGUCCCCCCACACACACAGCCGCCGGCCUGCAGCCACCGGCCCCAGGGAUCCUAGCCCCGGCGGAGGAAGCACCGAACCUAGAGACAUGGGAGUCCGAGGAGCAUUCCACCUUCUGCUCGCGUGCCUGAGCCCAGCGCUGCUGUCUGCUGUACGGAUCAACGGGGAUGGCCAGGAGAUCCUGUACCUGGCGGAAGGUGACAAUGCGAGGCUGGGCUGCCCCUACAUCCUGGACCCUGAGGACUACGGUCCUAACGGGCUGGACAUUGAAUGGAAGCAGGUCAACUCAGAACCCUCACAUCGGGAGAAUGUGUUCCUUAGUUACCAGGACAAGAGGAUCAACCAUGGCAACCUCCCCCAUCUGCAGCAGAGGGUGCGCUUUGCAGCCUCAGACCCCAGCCAGUACGAUGCCUCCAUUACCCUCUCGAACCUGCAAGUCUCUGACACAGCCACCUAUGAGUGCCGGGUGAAGAAGACCACUGUGGCCACCCGGAGGGUCAUUAUCACCGUCCAAGCGCGGCCUGCGGUGCCCUUGUGCUGGUCUGAGGGCCACUUUACACACGGCAAUGAUGUGGUGCUGAAGUGCUUCGCCAAUGGGGGCAGCCCACCUCUCACCUACAAGUGGGCCAAGAUCAGCGGGCAUACUCACCCCUACCGGGCCGGGUCUUAUCAUUCUCAGCACAGCUUCCACUCUGAGGUCUCCUACCACGAGUCCUUCCACAGCUCCAUCAGUCAAGUUUCAGGCCUGAACAACGGUGACCUAGUGUUGAAGGACAUCACCUACAAGGAUGAUGGGCUGUAUCAGUGCACAGUGGCCAACCACGUGGGCUACAGCGUGUGUGUGGUGGAGGUGAAGGUCUCAGACACCCGGCGCAUAGGAAUCAUCAUCGGCGCAGUGCUGGGCUCUUUGCUCGCGCUGGGCUGCCUCUUGGUGGGCAUCUGGGGGCUCGUCUGCUGCUGCUGCGGGGGCGCCGGGGUCGGCGGCGGCUCCCGCGGUACCUUCGGCUACGGCGGCGGGGUCGGCGGCGGGGUCGGCGGAGGGGCCUGCGGCGACUUGUCUAAUGAGAUCAGAGAGGACGCCGUGGCCCCCGGGUGCAAGGCCAGCGGGCGCGGCAACCGCGUCACCCACCUCCUGGGGUACCCGAUGCAGAACGUCAGCCGCUCCCUGCGCCGCAAGUACGCGCCUCCGCCCUGCGGCGGCCCGGAGGACGUGGCCCUGGCGGCCCGCCCCGACCCCGCGGCCGCCGCCUGCGAAGCGGGCCCCUCCCCGGUCUACGUCCAGGUCAAGAGCGCCGAGCCCGCCAGCAGCGCCGCCGAGGGGCCGCUGCAGAGAAAGGACGGUCUGCUGGUGUGA